AUGUCUUCCCCUCUUCCAAUUGUCGUUUGCGCCCUAGACGACCAAAUCGGCAAGCCAGUCUCCGAGCUCCUGCUCCCCGAAUUUGAAGUGAUCCACUUCAUCCAAAGUCUCGAAGCAGCCCAGGCAGAAAUCCCCCAUCUGCUCGCCGGCAACGACCCCAAAUCCAAACAUACCAAUGACGUCGGCACAAAAGACUACAGCCGUCCCGUGCGGGCAAUCAUCUUCGGUCGCGGGUUUGACCUAGAGGAUAUCGAGGCACUGCGCGAGAAGGUCGCUGGUACGUCGCCUGAAGCUGUUAUUUGGAUCGCUGGCGACCCGAGCCGCAAGCCGCCUCCUGGUGCCGUUCCCCCUCCCAACUACCCACAGCUUGUGGCGGGUGUUGCGCGGAAAUUGCUUGGUGGGUGGGUUGAGGCUGGGGCUAAUAAGGAUGAGGUUAUUUUGUAUUAG
Messenger RNA from Penicillium soppii, 447 nucleotides. RefSeq lists its product as uncharacterized. Bases 1 to 447 code for a protein of 148 amino acids. NCBI's taxonomy places the organism in Eukaryota, Fungi, Ascomycota, Eurotiomycetes, Eurotiales, Aspergillaceae. The record is from RefSeq and is a predicted model, not a curated record. The transcript has 2 exons.